Lasiodiplodia theobromae is the source of this 5238-nucleotide messenger RNA. RefSeq names its product ATP-dependent bile acid permease. Gene Ontology annotation, biological process: transmembrane transport. The transcript has 2 exons. Gene Ontology annotation, molecular function: ATP binding; ATP hydrolysis activity; ABC-type peptide transporter activity. NCBI's taxonomy places the organism in Eukaryota, Fungi, Ascomycota, Dothideomycetes, Botryosphaeriales, Botryosphaeriaceae. Bases 1 to 5238 code for a protein of 1745 amino acids. Gene Ontology annotation, cellular component: fungal-type vacuole membrane; fungal-type vacuole. The record is from RefSeq and is a predicted model, not a curated record.
AUGUUCGCCCGCUGCGACAGCCCAGUAUGGCGCGUCGAUGAUUUCACCGAGUGCUUCGAGCAGGAUUACCUGCAGACGCUCCUCCCGCUGAUAAUAUGCGGCGUGUCCUUCCUGUACCUCAUUCUACAAAUCUACCGCGCAUGGCAGCAAUCCAAGCACUACACGGCAUACCACUCCCUAAACUCGUGGCGCAAUGCCUGGUCCUUUCGUCCGGCCCAGCACAGCCUGGGAACCAACCCUUUCGACAACGACGACUCGGAUACUGAGGACGAGCUCGAACGGAAUGCCGACCUCGCUCUGGUCCCGACGCGGACGAACGACUCUUUCGUGGAGCUGGACAGACCGAAGGGCGAGGUGCUUCUGGUCGUGAUCGAGGAACUUGCGGUGCUUGGCGAAUUGGCAAUACAUGUCGCGGCUCUGAUUGAAGGCAAGGGAACGCUUGUGUCGAGGGUUUCUGGAGUUGCGGUCUGGGCCUACGUAACCAUUCUGGCCUCCGCGAGACUGCUGUUCUCCAACACAAAGCGCCUGUCUUUCCCCAGGCUCUGGUUCCAUACCGCCUCAAUCUACUGCUUCCUCUGGCUUUUCGAGAUCCUCCUCUUCCGCUCAGCCAUCAUCCACCCGAAGUCCAAGCUCGGACGUAACCUCACUAUCGCCGAUUUCGCUCUUACAACCCUGCUCGCGGUUAUUGCGCUCACUUCGCGCAAGGGUAACCGCCCGGUGGAGCUGGAAUAUGAAGGCCACAUUCAGCCUUCCAAGGAGCAGACCGCCAGUGUGCUGUCCAUUGCCACUUUCGGAUGGGUUGACGCAAUCGUGUGGCAAGGGUACAAGAAAACGUUCGAGAUGGCCGAUGUCUGGAACCUGGCUCCCAAAGACAAGGCCGCUGCCAUCCUUGCGCAGUAUAGGCAAUUCAAGAAGACUCAGGCCCUGUCGUGGCACUUGCUCCGUUACUUCCGCCGUGAGCUCAUAAUCCAAGCAGCUUGGGCAGCCUGCUCCGGCUUUUUCCUUUUCGUCCCCACCAUCCUCCUCAAGCUCAUCCUCGAGUAUGUUGAGAACCCCGCUUCGACGCCCCGCAAUGCUGCUUGGUUCUAUGUCAUUCUGCUUUUCCUCUCUGGCGUUACCUCUGCUCUCGCCGAUGGUCAAGCGCUCUGGAUUGGACGCAAGAUCUGCAUCAGGCUUCGAGCUAUCAUUAUUGGAGAAAUCUAUGCGAAGGCUCUCAAGCGCAGGGCGGCCUCGGGUGGAGACAAGAUUCUGGGUGAGAAAAAGCCGGAAUGGACGGAGUCAAAGAAGGAUCGCUUCAAGAGGGUUAUGUCUUUCCGUCGCAAGAAGGCAAGGCCGGAGGCUACGAAGCCGAGUGCAUCGGCCGCAAAUGGUUCGGAAACGCAGGUCAGCUCUGGAGCCAUCAUCAACUUGAUGGCAGUGGAUUCUUUCAAGGUUGCUGAAAUCUCCGCUUAUCUCCAUUUCCUGUGGGCCAACACUCCCGUCCAAGUGGUAGUGUCGGUCUUGCUCCUGUACCGCAUCCUGGGUCUUAGCUCUGUUGCCGGCAUUGGCAUGAUGAUAUUCCUUCUUCCCAUCAACAUGCUCAUUUCCAAACGUUUCGCCGCUAUCCAGAAGCAGAUACUUGCAGCCACCGAUGCCCGUAUCCACACGACCAAUGAGAUCCUUACCAACAUUCGGAUUAUCAAGUAUUUCGCGUGGGAACAACGCUUCAUGGCCCAGGUCAACGAGAAACGUGCCGUCGAACUCGCCAAUCUCCGCCGCAGGUACCAGUGGUGGGCCGCUGCCGCGACUGUCUGGUCCGGAGCCCCCAUCAUCAUCACCUUCCUCUCGUUCUUCUUCUACACCAUCAUCGAGAAGAAGGACUUGGUUCCAUCAGUCGCUUUCACUGCGCUGUCUCUAUUCCAGCUGCUCCGUAUUCCUCUUGACCAGCUUGCCGACAUGGUCGCUCACGUUCAGGAGUCAAAGGUCUCGGUGGAUCGUAUUGAAGAGUACCUGAACGAGCCUGAGACGGACAAGUACAAGCAGCUGAAGAGCGAGGAAUUCGAUGAGAAUGACGAGCCCCUCAUUGGUUUCGAUCACGGUACCUUCAGCUGGGGUACUGGAGAUUCCAAGGAUGGUGAGUUGGACGAUGCAUUCAAGAUGCUGGAUCUGGACAUCCGUUUCCCCGUUGGACAGCUCAGCGUUAUCGUUGGUUCUACUGGCUGCGGCAAGACAUCUCUUCUCAUGGCUCUGUUGGGCGAGAUGACACUCGUCCAAGGAAAGGUCUACCUUCCCGGCGGACGCUGCCGCGAGGAUUUGUCUGCUGAUCCGGAUACUGGUCUCACUGAAAGCGUCGCUUACUGCGCGCAGCAGGCUUGGUUGAUGAACGGUACUAUCAAGGAGAACAUCGUUUUCAACAGUCCGUUCGAUCCCAAGCGCUACAAGGACGUCAUCGUGGCUUGCUCGCUGCAGAGGGAUCUGGAAAUCCUGGAUGCAGGUGAUCAAACUUUGGUCGGCGAAAAGGGCGUCACACUUUCUGGUGGUCAGAAGCAGCGUAUCUCUCUUGCUCGAGCACUCUACAGCAAGGCACGUCACGUCUUGCUGGACGAUGUGCUCAGCGCGGUUGAUUCGCACACUGCCAAGUGGAUCUUUGAUCAGGCGCUCUUGGGUCCUCUCAUGUACAACAGAACUUGCAUCUUGGUCACCCACAAUGUCCAGCUUUGCCUGCCUCACUCCGAGUUCGCUGUCCUCCUCGAUAAUGGAAGGGUUGCCGUCCAAGGCACGCCCAAUGAUCUCAUCGAUUCUGGAAGGCUUAGCGAAGAUCUCUCAAAGUCUCGCCCUGUCUCUCGCGGUCCUUCUAGAGUGGCAUCUCGUGUUCCCUCUGAUGUUGGAGGUGAAGAAGCUCUCGGCGAGAACGGACACGCAAACGGAGGUGCCAAUGGCCAUGCCAAUGGAACUGAUAAGCCGAAGGAAUCCCAAGAGGAGACCAAGGCUGUGGGAGGAGUCAAGAUGGGAAUUAUCCUUAUGUACCUCAAGUCCAUGGGUUCUUCGUGGUACUGGGUUGCCGCCUUUAUUGCCUUCGCCGCUCAACAGCUCUCCUCUGUUGCAACCAAUGUCUGGAUCCGCCAGUGGGCCAACGCGUACGAUACAAAGCAGGUCAGCCUUUUCGGCGUGCAGAAGCAGCCCAGCCAUGUUACGCACACCAGCGUCGUGACUGGUCUUGGUUCAUGCUUGACGAGCGGAAGCUGUGUCUGGCCUCUCCCCUGGUUUUCUUCUUCCCAAGCAAGCCAGAACAACUUCCACGACGGGCUCCAGGUGUCGAUGGUCUCAGACAGCAACUCGAAGGUUGACGCCGGGUACUACUUGGGCAUCUACGCAAUUCUGGGAAUAAUCUUCAUGAUCAUCACUCUCAGCAGAGAGGCCGUUCUGUUCUGGGGCUCCCUCGGUGCGUCCAGGAGGAUCCAUCAACGCCUGGUCAACGCGGUCAUGCACGCCAAGUUCCGCUUCUUCGAUUCGACGCCUCUUGGACAGCUCAUGAACCGCUUCUCCAAGGAUAUCGAAUCCAUUGACCAGGAAAUUGCCCCCGUCGCCAUCGGUGUUGUUCACUGUUUCGCUUCCAUUCUGACCGUCGUCGCCCUCAUCUCCAUCAUCAUUCCCGCUUUCCUGAUCGCUGGCAUCUUCAUCAGCUUGCUGUUCUUCUUCAUCGGCAUGUUCUACAUCAAUGCCUCCCGCGAUCUGAAGCGUCUGGAGUCCGUGCAGCGCAGCCCACUUUACCAGCAAUUCGGAGAGACGCUUUCUGGCAUGACAACCAUCCGUGCGUACGGUGACGAACGCCGCUUCAUCCGAGAGAAUCUGACCCGCGUCAACACUCACAACCGACCUUUCAUCUAUCUCUGGGCAGCCAACAGAUGGCUUGCAUUCCGCGUUGACGUGGUCGGUUCCAUGGUCUCAUUUUUCUCGGGUGUUUUCGUCAUCCUCAGCAUUGGCCGUCUGGACGCUGGCGCCGCAGGAUUGGCAAUGACUUAUGCCGUCACCUUCACCGACAACGUGCUCUGGUUCGUCCGCCUGUAUGCGGCCAACGAGCAGAACAUGAACUCGGUCGAGCGUAUCAAGGAGUACCUCGACGUCGAGCAGGAGGCGCCCCCGGUCAUUGAGGACAACCGUCCGCCCUCGAACUGGCCAAGCCGAGGCUCGGUCGAGUUCAUCGGCUACAGCACGCGUUAUCGCGCAGACUUCGACUACGUCCUGAAGGGCAUCACGUUCAAGAUCGCACCGGGAGAAAAGGUCGGUGUCGUGGGCCGGACGGGUGCUGGCAAGAGUUCCCUGGCACUCGCCCUGUUCCGCGCGCUCGAAGCCGAGGAGGGCAAGAUUCUUGUUGACGAUGUCGAUAUUGGCAUGAUCGGAUUGCAGGAUCUGCGGGAGAACAUUGUUAUGGUUCCGCAAGGUAAGAUUUCCUUCUUCUUCUUCAACGUUUUCUGCACAACAAUGCAUUCCGGGGUCAACAAUGAGACUAACUUUGAGCCGCCAGAUCCGACAUUAUUCAGCGGAACCAUCCGCAGCAAUCUCGAUCCCUUCGGCCUCUUCACCGACGAGGAAAUCUUCACCGCCCUCCGCCGCGUCCAGCUCGUCGGGUCCGCUGCUCCCUCGGCCCAGACCACAAGACCGCCUUCCCCGACCGGCUCGUCCAACGGCGUCGUCCGGUCCAAGAAGAGCAACGACAAGAACGCCCAGCUCCGCUCCGCCGUCGCGGCGGUCAAGAGCGCGGCCGGCGCCACCACUGCCAACGGCACCUCAGAGCCUUCCACUCCGGGCACCCCGUCGUCGGAGAUACUGGAGAACAAGAACAUCUUCCGCAACCUCAACUCGCCCGUAUCCGAGUCGGGCAGCAACCUGUCGCAGGGCCAGCGGCAGCUGCUCUGCCUGGCGCGCGCGCUCCUCAAGGCGCCCAAGGUGCUGCUGAUGGACGAGGCGACGGCGUCGAUCGACUACGCCACGGACGCCAAGAUCCAGGAGACCAUCCGCGAGAUCCGCAACACGACCAUCACCAUCGCCCACCGCCUGCAGACCAUCUGCGACUACGACAAGGUGCUCGUGCUCGACCGCGGCGAGGUCAUCGAAUUCGGCGACCCGUGGGAGCUGAUGCAGCGCAAGAAGGGCGUUUUCCGCGGCAUGUGCGAGACGAGUGGGGAUUUGGAGGUGUUGGAGCGUGAGGCGAGGAAGGCGAGUGAGGCGAGGAGGUUGGUGGAUGGGAGGGAGGAGUAA